This is a messenger RNA of Patiria miniata (bat star), 1008 nucleotides long. Its product is annotated as neuromedin-U receptor 2-like. The record is from RefSeq and is a predicted model, not a curated record. Bases 1 to 1008 code for a protein of 335 amino acids. Gene Ontology annotation, molecular function: G protein-coupled receptor activity. Lineage: Eukaryota; Metazoa; Echinodermata; Asteroidea; Valvatida; Asterinidae. Gene Ontology annotation, biological process: G protein-coupled receptor signaling pathway. Gene Ontology annotation, cellular component: membrane. The transcript has a single exon.
AUGAAUACAACUGAUGAACACAAUGAGGAACCAACUGUGGAGAAGUGGGUGUGUCAGAUCAUGGCAGCAGAAGGAGUUAUUGGUGUCUUAGGGAACCUCUUAGUGUGCUACGUCAUCCUACGCGUCAAAUUCUUACACAACAUGACGAACUACCUGCUGGUGAAUUUGGCUGUUGCUGAUAUGCUGGUGAGUCUGCAAGUAUUCUUAUAUUAUUCAACAUCAGACUGUCCGCUUAUUGCUCUUGCUCCAGUUAGCCACGGCGUGAGAGACUUGUACUGCAGACUUCUGGCAUCGAGGUUUUUGGCAUGGGCAUUGUCCUAUGCUUCUGCCUACAAUCUCUGCGUGGUUACAUUAGAGAGGUACAUUGCCAUAGUACACCCUCUACACUAUUCGAGGAAACUCACAACAGCACGGAUGGUUACUUUAGUUGCUCUGAUGUGGGUGAUAUCAUUUCUGAUAUCUCUACCUCUUCUAUUCACAGUCGAGCCAAGCAAUGACCCUAAUAGGAUUUGCUCAGUGACAAUUCCUCAUCCUUUAUUUUCAAUUCUACUCAGCAUAUGUGCAUUUUUCGUUGCAUAUUUGUUCCCCCUAACUUUAAUGAGUUUGGCCUACUACAAGAUGCAGGUCACUCUCAAACGACAAGCAACAGUCCUGAAACUGCAUCAUGCAAGGGCAGCAGCCUGUAAUCUUGUGAUUGCUAGACAGAACCUGGUCAGCAUGCUUAAAACUGUCUUGGGAGCUCUCAUUGUCUUAUGGACAAUGGAUUAUUUUGCUGUUCUUCUCUGCGUGCAGACAACAGACAAGGCUCAGUUCUCGUUCUGUGGAUCAAAGGUUUUCCGGUAUAUUAGAAUUUUCGCUAAUUUAUUGUUUAAUUUCAAUUCAGUCAUCAAUCCCAUCAUCUAUGAGUUUAAAUACAAGAAAUUCAGGCAAGGCCUCAAGGUAGCUUUUUGCAGCUGCUCCAAAAGGCAGGGCGGUAACAGAGAUGAUAUUGAGAUGGCACCAUUAUGA